GAGCUUCCGGUCUGAAAGGAGGUGUGACCGUGACGGGAUGAUUUUCGGCUGCCAUCGCUCAGCCGAACAAUCUGGAGAAACAAUUCAAGUGUGUGUUGGAGGUCUACAAAAACAGGUAUCCCAAUACGUGCCUAAUAAAUCAACUAAAUUAAUGAUUGCAUGUAAUGUAUUUAUACACAAUCUUUCGAGUGCAUUAUUUCCAACCACACAUGGAGGCCUCCAUUGCUAGUUAGCUAGCUAGCUAACAUUAGCUGAAUGGCUGGCUAGUUAAAAAAAAGAGCUAAGGUUAGCUAACCGGCUAGGUAGCUCAUGUUAGUGGGCCAGCAAUCAUUGCGCUUAGUAGCUAGCAAUUUGUGGCAAAUUCAGGAAGCUAAAACGUAUUUUCUGCAGACAUGGUGUUUUAAGUCUGCAAAAUAAAUCUCGCCUUACUAGUAUAACUAGGUAAUGUUAGCUAGCGUGCUACACUUGUCCCUUUAUGAAAACGGUGUUCACCAUGUUGUUUUGGUUGCGCUACAGUGCCUUGUACAAUAGGUGUUGACUAACGGUGAAAUGCUUACUUACGGGCCCUUCCCAACAAUGCAGAGAGAAAUAAUAACACGAGGAAUAAAGACACAAUGAGUAACGAUAACACUUGUCUAUGUACACGGGGUACAAGUACCGAGUCGAUGUGCAAGGGUACGAGGUAGAUAUGUACAUAAAGGUAGGGGUAAAGUGACUAGGCAACAGAAUAGGUGAUAAGCAGUAACAGUGGUCCUCUGUAGCUCAAUUGGUAGAGCAUGGCGCUUGUAACGCCAGGGUAGUGGGUUCGAUCCCCGGGACCACCCAUACGUAAAAAUGUAUGCACACAUGACUGUAAGUCGCUUUGGAUAAAAGCGUCUGCUAAAUGGCAUAUUAUUAUUAUUAUUAUUAUUAUAACAGCAGCGUAUGUGAUGAGUCAGAAGACUUUGCAAAAGGGGGUCAAUGCAGAUAGUCGUGGUAGUUAUUUGGUUAAUUAUUUAGAAGUGUUUUGGUUUGGGGGUAGAAGCUUUUCAGUGUCCUGUUGGUUCCAGACUUGGCAUCUGUACCGCAGUAGCAGAGAGAACUGUCUGACUUGCAUGGCUGGAGUCAGUGACCAUUUUUAGGGCCUUCCUCUGACACCGCCUGGUAUAGAAGUCCUGAAUGGUAGGGAGAUUGGCCCCAGUGAUGUACUGGGCCGUAUAUACUACCCUCUGUAGCUCCUUGCAGUCAGAUCCCAAGCAGUUGCCAUACCAAGCGGUGAUGAAGGCAGUGAAGAUGCUCUCAAUUGUGCAGCUGUAAAACUUUUUGAGGAUCUAAGGGACCAUGCCAAAUCUUUUCAGCCUCCUGAGGGGGAAGAGGCAUUGUCGUGCAUUCUUCACGACUGUUGUUGUGUUGGAUCAUUCCAUGUCAUUUCAUCAAACCAUGACACCCACCAUCUCAUAUUGUUCUGAAAUUGUUUCUGUAGUUAGAAACAGAUAAGAUUAGCAUUCCUGAAACAUUAUUUUGUUGUAAUCUAAGUUAAUCUCUGAGAAAUUAAGCUAAUUGAUUGCACCCAAAUUGGCCUUUUUAAUUUAUAGGAUUCACAUAAUAUUCAACAAAUAUAGUACCCAACAUCCGAUUAAGACCACACUUCUUCCUACCAUUGUCCAAUAAAAUUGUCAAAAGCCACCCACGGACCCCCCCCCCCCCCCCCCACACCACAAAACAAUUCCACUCCAACAACUAGUAUGCAGGAUCAGUUCUCUAUGUCUGACAAGUAGUAUGGAGCUGCGGAUUCAUCCUUUGUAAUGGUCUCUUGUGUUUAUUAAAUGGAUCACAACAUUUUCUUUGCAACUUUGGGUAGAAAACCAAUAGCUUUUGCUCAAGAUGAAAAUACAUGUGGUCAAUUGUGUGGUAAAGCCAGUCCUCCAUGAAAGCAAUUCAGUUUGUCCUUCUCUUAGCAACCUAAUGCUUCAACACAACUCUCCUUGAAUAGACCAACAAAUGGAAGCUCUCUGAAACGUGCUAUCUGUAUGGUGCAAUUUUCAUAUGAAGACUUUUCCUACAAGCACAGAACUUUAAUGAAGAAAUGGGCUAGUGACUAAAAUGUUGCGACAACCCUAAUAAAAUAAUACAAUUAUAAACCAUUGCAUUGCAGUCAUGUUUUUCAAUAAAAUUAUUACUAAUAUGUGAUUAGUACCUUUAAACCCAAUACCAUUACAAAACACUAUACAGUGUGUGUUUGGGAUUUUACCAUUGAAGACCAUUAGAGAACAUUUUAUUUUACCUUUAUUUAACUAGGCAAGUCAGUUAAGAACAAAUUCUUAUUUACAAUGACGGCCUACACCGGCCAAACCCGGACGACGCUGCGCCGCCCUAUGGGACUCCCAAUCACGGCCGGUUGUGAUACAGCCUUGAAUCGAACCAGGGGGUCUGUAGUGACGCCUCAAGCACUGAGAUGCAGUGCCUUAGACCGCUGUGCCACAUUGAAACCAUUAGAACUGCUGUAGGCUAAUGGUUUGCUUGUUCGCCAGGAAUGGUCUAACUAAUCCAUACCUUUUUUAAGGGGAAAAAACACAGGGACUGUUUCCUGGACACAAAUUAAGGCUAAGAGAAGGACAAACUGAAUUGCUUUCAUGGAGAACUGGCUUGAACUGUGAGAAUGACUGCACAAUUUAUUUUCAUCAUGAGCAAAAGCUAUUGGUUUUCUACCCAAAGUUGUAAAGAAAAUGUUGUAAUCCAUUUAAUAAACACGAGACCAGGGCUGGGUUUCCCAAAAGCAUUGCAGCACUAAGAUCAUCUUAAUUCCAUUGAAACUAAAUGGACGAAAGACUAUCUUAGUGCUACAAUGCUUUUGGGAAACCCAGCCCAGCAAAAUUGAUAAAAGUAGCAGGAACAAUGGAAUCUAGUGGGCAAAACGUGGUACUUUCACACCAGAUUCACAGGGGAAUUUGAGGAAGGCCCUCAAAAUUGUCAAAGACUCCAGCCACCCUAGUCAUAGACUGUUCUCUCUGCUACCGCACGGCAAGCGGUACCGGAGUGCCAAGUCUAGGUCCAAAAGACUUCUCAACAGCUUCUACCCCCAUGCCAUAAGACUCCUGAACAGCUAAUCAUGGCUACCCGGACUAUUUGCACUGCCCCCCCACCCCAUCCUUUUUACGCUGCUGCUACUCUGUUAAGUAUUUAUGCAUAGUCACUUUAACUCUACCCACAUGUACAUAUUACCUCAACUAGUCGGAGCCCCCGCACAUUGACUCUGCAACGGCACCCCCCUGUAUAUAUAGCCUCCCUACUGUCACUUUAUUUUACUUCUGCUCUUUUUUUUCUCAACACUUUUUUGUUGUUGUUUUAUUUUUACUUUUUUUGUUUAAAAUAAAUGCACUGUUGGUUAAGGGCUGUAAGUAAGCAUUUCACUGUAAUGUCUGCACCUGUUGUAUUCGGCGCAUGUGACCAAUAAAAUUUGAUUUGAUUUGAAUACAUUACAUAGUAUGAAUAAGCAAUACUUCAAGCACCAGCUCCAUACUACUUGUCAGACAUAGAGAACUGAUCCUGUAUACUGGUUUUUAGGGUGGGAUUGAUGCGGGCGGUCUGUGGAUGGCUUUUGAUAAUUUUAUUGGAUCCCUCAUGUCUUACUCAUUGUUAGGAAGAAUUAUAGUCCAAAUCGGAUGUUUGGUACUAUAUUUAUUGAAGAUUAUAUGAAUCCUAUAAAUUAAAAGGGCCAAUUUGAGUGCCAUCAUUCAGCUUAAUCUCUCAGAUCAAAUUAUAUUUUAACAAAAUAAUGUUUCAGGAAUGCUAAUGUUUCUAACUACAGAAACGAUUUCAGAAAGAUCUGAGAUGGUGGGUGUAAAUCCUCAGCCCCUUCGAUGUGGAUGGGGGCGUGCUCGGCCCUCCGUUUCCUGUAGUACACCAUCAGCUCCUUUGUCUUGCUGAUGUUGAGGGAGAGGUUGUUGUCCUGUCACCACACUGCCAGGUCACUGACCACCUCCCCUAUAGGCUGUCUUAUCGUCAUCAGUGAUCAAACUUAAUGAUGGUGUUGGAGUCGUGGGUGAACAGGGAGUACAGGAGGGGACUAAGCAUUCACCCCUGAGGGGCCCCCGUGUUGAGGGUCAGCGGGGCGGAUGUGUUGUUGCCUACCCUGCCAGGUCACUGAAUUGAAUGUUCAUUUCUCUACCAUAAGCCGCCUCCAACGUUGUUUUAGAGAAUUUGGCAGUACGUCAAACCAGCCUCACAACCGCAGACCAGCCCAGGACCUCCACAUCCGGCUGUUUCACCUGCAGGAUUGUCUGAGACCAGCCACCCUGACAGCUGAUGAAACUGUGGGUUUGCACAACCGAAUAAUUUCUGCACAAACUGUCAGAAACCGUCUCAGGGAAGUUCAUCCGCGUGCUCGUCGUCCUCACCAGGGUCUUGACCUGACUGUAGUUUGGCGUCAUAACCGACUUCAGUGGGCAAAUGCUCACCUUCGAUGGCCACUGGCACGCUGGAGAAGUGUUCUCUUCAUGGAUGAAUCCCGGUUUCAACUGUACCGGGCAGAUGACAGACAGCGUGUAUGGCAUUGUGUGGGCGAGCGGUUUGAUGAUGUCAGCGUUGUGAACAGAGUGCCCCAUGGUGGCGGUGGGGUUAUGGUAUGGGCAGGCAUAAGCUAUGGACAAUAAACACAAUUGCAUUUUAUCAAUGGCAAUUUGAAUGCACAGAGAUACUGUGAUGAGAUCCUGAGGUCCAUUGUCGUGCCAUUCAUCUACCUCAUGUUUCAGCAUGAUCAUGCACGGCCCCAUGUCAAAAGCAUCAGCUGAAAAUGUCCCAGUUCUUCCCUGGCAUGCAUACUCACCAGAAAUGUCACCCGUUGAGCAUGUUUGGAAUGCUCUGUAUCGACAGUACGACAGUGUGUUCCAGUUCCCGCCAAUAUCCAGCAACUUCGCACAGCCAUUGAAAAGGAGUGGGAAAACAUUCCACAUGCCACAAUCAACAGCCUGAUCAACUCUAUGUGAAGGAGAUGUGUCUCGCUGCAUGAGACAAAUGGUGGUCACACCAGAUACUGACUGGUUUUCUGAUCCACGCCCCUACUUUUUUUUUUUUAAGGUAUCUGUGACCAACAGAUGCAUAUCUGUAUUCCCAGUCAUGUGAAAUCCAUAGAUUAGGGCCUAAUGACUUUAUUUAAAUGGACUGAUUUCCUUAUACAGUGAGGGAAAAAAGUAUUUGAUCCCCUGCUGAUUUUGUACAUUUGCCCACUGACAAAGACAUGAUCAGUCUAUAAUUUUAAUGGUAGGUUUAUUUGAACAGUGAGAGACAGAAUAAAAACAAUAAAAUACAGAAAAACGCAUGUCAAAUGUUAUCAAUUGAUUUCCAUUUUAAUGAGGGAAAUAAGUAUUUGACCCCUCUGCAAAACAUGACUUAGUACUUGGUGGCAAAACCCUUGUUGGCAAUCACAGAGGUCAGACGUUUCUUGUAGUUGGCCACCAGGUUUGCACACAUCUCAGGAGGGAUUUUGCUCCACUCCUCUUUGCAGAUCUUCUCCAAGUCAUUAAGGUUUCGAGGCUGACGUUUGGCAACUCGAACCUUCAGCUCCCUCCACAGAUUUUCUAUGGGAUUAAGGUCUGGAGACUGGCUAGGCCACUCCAGGACCUUAAUGUGCUUCUUCUUGAGCCACUCCUUUGUUGCCUUGGCCGUGUGUUUUGGGUCAUUGUCAUGCUGGAAUACCCAUCCAUGACCCAUUUUCAAUGCCCUGGCUGAGGGAAGGAGGUUCUCACCCAAAAUUUGACGGUAUAUGGCCCCGUCCAUCGUCCCUUUGAUGCGGUGAAGUUGUCCUGUCCCCUUAGCAGAAAAACACCCCCAAAGCAUAAUGUUUCCACCUCCAUGUUUGAUGGUGGGGAUGGUGUUCUUGGGGUCAUAGGCAGCAUUCCUCCUCCUCCAAACACGGCGAGUUGAGUUGAUGCCAAAGAGCUCGAUUUUGGUCUCAUCUGACCACAACACUUUCAUCCAGUUCUCCUCUGAAUCAUUCAGAUGUUCAUUGCCAAACUUCAGACGGGCCUGUAUAUGUGCUUUAUUGAGCAGGGGGACCUUGCGGGCGCUGCAGGAUUUCAGUCCUUCACUGCGUAGUGUGUUACCAAUUGUUUUCUUGGUGACUAUGGUCCCAGCUGCCUUGAGAUCAAUGACAAGAUCCUCCCAUGUAGUUUGGGGCUGAUUCCUCACCGUUCUCAUGAUCAUUGCAACUCCACGAGAUGAGAUCUUGCAUGGAGCCCCAGGCCGAGGGAGAUUUACAGUUAUUUUGUGUUUCUUCCGUUUGCGAAUAAUCGCACCUACUGUUGUCACCUUCACACCAAGCUGCUUGGUGAUGGUCUUGUAGCCCAUUCCAGCCUUGUGUAGGUCUAGAAUCUUGUCCCUGACAUCCUUGGAGAGCUCUUUAGUCUUGGCCAUGGUGGAGAGUUUGGAAUCUAAUUGAUUGAUCGCUUCUGUGGACAGGUGUCUUUUAUACAGGUAACAAGCUGAGAUUAGGAGCACUCCCUUUAAGAGUGUGCUCCUAAUUUCACUCGUUACCUGUAUAAAAGACACCUGGGAGCCAGAAAUCUUUCUGAUUGAGAGGGGGUCAAAUACUUAUUUCCCUCAUUAAAAUGAAAAAUCAAUUUAUAACAUUUUUGACAUGCGUUUUUCUAGAUUUUUUUGUUGUUAUUCUGUCUCUCACUGUUCAAAUAAACCUACCAUUAAAAUUAUAGACUGAUAAUUUCUUUGUCAGUGGGCAAACGUACAAAAUCAGCAGGGGAUCAAAUACUUUUUUCCCUCACUGUAUGAACUGUAACUCAGUAAACUCAUUGUUGCAUGUUGGGUUUAUAUUUUUGUUCUGUGUAAUAUGGUAUUGGUUCUGUCCUGUCUCCUCACAGCCACCGUGCCCCGCCGCGGCCCCACCCCAAGCGGAGCUGUCAUGUGGCAGGAGGCCCGCAAACAUGAGCGCAAGCUGCGCGGCAUGAUGGUGGACUACAAACGCCGCGGCGAGCGCCGGCGAGAGUACUACGAGAAGAUCGUAAGUCACCCAGCGCAGUGUUUGUUUUGCUUUUCUUGUGCAUAGCCCAUUACACUAAUCAUCAACAUCUGCACAAGUUCAUAUAAUCUGGUAUUUUAGUGCUGGGCUGGUACUAAAGCCUUCACACCCUGUAGCUCUCCAAGACCAGGGUUGGUGAUUGCUGAAUGAGGAUUUACCUGCUCUCCUCUCCUGUCCUAUUCCUGUUCCCCCUUUCACCCUUUCCUGUCCUCUACAGAAAAAGGACCCGGCUCAGUUCCUUCAGGUUCAUGGCCGGGCCUAUAAGAUCCAUCUGGACUCAGCCAUAGCGCUCGCCGCAGAAAGCCCCAUCAACAUGUGAGGAGAGAAACACACAACAUGCAUACAACACACACAAGACACACGUACAUACGUGCCACCAUGUCUUACUCUUACAUGCACAAACAUGAUAUAACACAAAAAAAAUAUUUCUGCACACACUCACACCACUUAAGAAUACUAAUCAAGAUUUUAUAGUCCCGUGUAGCUCAGUUGGUAGAGCAUGACUAAAAUGUAAAUGUUAUGUUCUCUGUUGCUGCAGGAUGCCCUGGCAGGGAGAUGCCAACAACAUGAUUGACAGGUUUGACGUGAGGGCACACCUGGACUUCAUACCCACCUACACCCCUCCACUCCUCAACACAGCGUAAGUGUGACUGAGGUCUCUCCUUCAGACUGUCUACCUUAUUACGCCACUUAUAAUCAUACACACACAGGUUGAUUUGUGUUUGUUUGAUGAAAUGUGAUAUGAAUGGUCAAAUGUGUUACGUGGGACCACCGUUUUUCGUCCAACAUAUUGAAGUGUUCCGUUUCGGUUGCAGCACCCCAGAACAGGAGUCGGAGGAGAGGAAGUGCAACUAUGAGCGUUACAGAGGCCUAGUGCAGAACGACUUUGCCAGCAGUGAGUAUCCGCCGGUGUUGGUAUUGCCAUGUCUCUUGUGCCUCCCUCCCAGUGGGUAUAUUGUUUUUCUCAGUGCUCUGUGUUCUCUAACCUCCUGCUGUCCCUCUGCAGUCUCUGAGGAGCAGUGUUUGUACCAGAUCCAAAUGGAUGAGCUCUAUGGUGGCCUGCAGAGACCAAAUGAGGAUGAGAAGAAAAAGUUUGUCCUAUCCCAUCUUUUCACAAUCUCCACAUUCUCUAUUUAUGGCUUAUGUAAGUAUCCACUAAUUUACAGAUUGUUUAGAUUGAUUAUGAAUAAGCCCCUCCCUUUUGUUUAGGCUUGCUAAGGAGAAGGCCACCAUUGGCUACACGUACGAGGACAGCACUGUUACGGAGCCUGGGGAGGAAGAAGAGAAAGGGGAGGAGGAUGACUCUGAGAACAGCGAAUCAGAGGAGGACGAGGGCAUCCCAGACAUUGGUGAGUCCCCAUACCUUCUCACCCACACAAGUAUGAGUUGUUGGGUUGAAUGGACAUGGGGCUUGUUUGACAUUGCAGCCUACUGCCGACGGACUGAUCUACAAAUUACCUUGCAUCAAAAAUAAAAUAUGAUUUGUAGAUCAGUCACAAUUUACCCAUAAUGUGUCAUGUUGACCGCAAUGUUGAACAAGCCCAGUAAAUGGUCAUGUAUGUAGAAUGUGUGUAUGCAUUAUUUUCUGAUACCACUUUGUCGUGUGUGUUUCAGAUGUGGAGGUGGACGUUGACGAGCUCAACGCGGAGCAGGAGUUGGAUCUGAACAAGAUGGCCACCCCAUAUGGAAUGGCAGAGGGAGAUUUUGUCAGGUCAGUCUGCCUGCUCCCAUUAUAGGCUAUGUGUUUCGCUAAAUUGUAUGUGUUGAGAUUACAUUAUCGCUGGAGGCAAUGGAAAAAAGUAACAUUUUGCUCUUGGUCUUACAUUGCUUCAUGUUGCAUUUUAUGUUUUUUUGCAUUUUAUGUUUCUAGUAAAUGACCAGUUGCUUUCAUAGCGUAUUUUUAACAAAGGUAAAACAGUAAAAUGUUUUCUGUUGUGCACACUGUGUGUUAACUGGCUGACUGUUUGACAGGAUGCUGAGGAAAGACAAGGAUGAGGUGGAGGCCAUUAAACACGCCAAGGCUCUGGAGGCAGAGAAGGCCAUGUACUCGGUAAGAAAGAAUCGGUGUGUGUGUCCGGUGUGUUGCUGUCAUGUCAAUGAUUGUUGGUAGGCCUAUGCUUUCCCCUGAUGAUGUCCCUGACUGUGUGUGUGUGUGUGUGACCCUCAGGGUCGUCGCUCUCGCAGACAGAGGAGGGAGUUCAGAGAGAAGAGACUGAAGGGCAGACAGAUCAGCCCACCCAGGUAAAGAGCAGUUUAUACCAGGGUUGGGGUCAAUUCCAUUCCAUUUCAAUUCCAGUCAAUUCAGGAAGUACACAGAAAUUCCAAUUCGGUUCAAUGCUUUUCAAUUAGGAACAUUAAUAAUUUGAAUUUGGUUUGCUUUCUGAAUUUACUGGAAUGAAAUGGAAUUGACCCCAAACCUGAUUUUAUACCGUAUGGGGUAACUCACCUCAUCCACUACCAAUGUGUAGCACACACAUGGUAUGAGACACACUUUCACACCUCUUUAAACCCUUUCUCUGUUUAUGAUCUCCAGCUAUGCCAGGAGAGACAGCCCAACCUACGAUCCCUACAAACGGUGAGUGGGAGACCAACCGUUUAACUUUCUGUCAAAGUUUUUCACUUUAAAAGUCCAUCUAAUAUAUUUUGACAAGGAAAGUAAUGGCACAGUCAUGCUUUUGAUCAGUGCUAACAACUCAUGAUGAACUGCUUGCUCGUGAGGUUUGAGGUAACCUUUUAAUCAGUAGAGAUAACACUGAUGAUUCUCCCCUCCGGCAGCGGGGCAGGUAGCUUAGCGGUUAGAGCUAGGUUGAAUCCCUGAGCCGACUAGGUAGAAAUCUGCCCUUGUGCAAGGCACAUGAUGCGAAAUGCAUCAUACUGUGACACUUCCUGUAUUUUGAAAGUUCUGUAUCUUGAAAACUUGAUUGCUGGCAUGGAAAACAUUUUGGGGCUGUAUCAACAGUGGACUAAUUAAACAAAUACCAAACGUUUUUGAGUGGAAUUUUCCUUUUACCCCUAAUUGCUCCAGGGUCGCCGUCAAUAAUGGCUGAUCCCUGGCCUUGACCCCACUCUCCGAGGGUGUCUCAGGGGGAGUGGGAUAUGCAGAAAACACAUUUCCAUUUCAAACCACACACUUGUACAGAUUACACGCUUGUACAUGUGUGAAACAGGACAAAUAUAAGCACCCCUAUUUGAUUUGACCUCCUUUCUCUCACCCUCAGGCCCCAGUCUGAGUCCAGUUCGGAGUCGCGGUCCCGCUCCCGUUCCCCAGGCCCAGAGAAGAUCACCUUCAUCACCAGCUUCGGAGGCAGUGACGAGGAGGCUGCCGCGGCAACCCAAGCUCCACCCCCUGUCCACUCUGGCCACACCCCCGCCAACUCGCUGCACCACCCCGCAGGUCAUAGCAGGGGCUCCCGGUCGGUAGCUUUCCCCUUCCGCUUUCCAUUGGUUGUUUACUCCUGUCAGUCAUGUUGCUGUUCAUUGACUACAGCUGUAGAGAUUUGGGCUAUAGAGAUUUGGUAGGUGAAGUGGAGCUCAGAUUUAGGUUAGUUUGUUUGACCUGAAUAGCUUACAAUCCUAGUAGUGUGACAUUUUAGAGAUGCGUGUUAGUUUGUGCAUCCCAAACAGCAAAUUCUGCAUGUUUAUUCUGUGUUAUGGUAAAUCAAUGAGAUCCCAUGGAUCUUAACAUUAAAAGCUGCCCUAGACACCUUUUAGUACCACUCUUAAAGGCACCAUGAGGUAAGGGAAAGGUAUAUGGCAUGAACGCCAUGUGUCUAUGUUCAAUAUGGUUCACAAAGUAGCAGAAAUGCUUAAGUCCUGAGUUCUACCUGUGUGUGGUUACAUGAUAAUAUUACAAAAAACGUACAGUAGCAUUACUAGCAGCCCAACGAGAAAUUAAGUAGAUCAAACCAGAAAUAUAAACUGAGUCAAAGCAGACAGUAGGAUUAGAGCAGCCCGUGGGUCGUUGCUAAUACAUCUGUGUGUGUCUCUCUGUUCAGCAGACGCCGCUCUUCCUCCAGCCCUUCCUCCUCUUCCUCCCACUCUUCCACUCAUCGCUCCUCCUCUCGUUCCUCCUCUCACUCACGCCGCGACCGACGCCGCGGAGGAGGGAGGGACGGACGACAUUCCCGCUCCCGGUCGAGGCGGCGCUCCGACUCGAGGUCCCGGGGUAGAGGAGCCAACGGAGGAGGAGGAGGGGGGUCACGGAGGAGAUACGAUCGGACACAGUCCCGCUCCAAUGACCGAGACGGGGACAGGGACAGGGAGCGAGAACGGGACAGGGACGUGGGACGUCGCUUCACAGCACGCAGACGCACACGGUAAGGCAGCCCAGACAGCCAUAAGACUUUUCUAACCUUAUGAAAGCAAUGUCUUCUUUUUGUAUCUUAUCACUAAAAUAAACGUUUCGAUGUUGUGCUGAUCAUAUCCCUCUGCUCUCCUUCCAGGUCCCGCUCUAACUCUCGGCAGGGGGACCGUGCCAGGCCGGGGGGGGGUAGGCGGACUUCAGGAGGCCAUCGGAGGGGGGUCAGCAGCAGCCCUAGCCCCUCCCAGUCCCCCCAGCCCAGCUGCACCCCCUCCCCCUCACACAGAGGAGGCCCGCCCUCUGCCACUGCUCUCUGUGACAAGCUGAGAAAGUGAGCACACUGACACCUGCACGCUCACAGACACGCACGCAUAAACACACUAGAGGUCUUUCACAGUUUCAAGAAGUUGGACCUGUUCCGAAAUAGACCUGGGGCUUUCCCACCCGGACCCGAUAUGCAGAAAUACAAUUUCAAAUAUAAAGACCCGUUCCAAACAGACCCGAGAACAACUAAACCCGUUCCAUAUAGACCUGCUCGGAUCCAGACCCGGUCCGAACCGAGUGAGGGAAGCAGCAGAAAAGUAAAUUUUUAAGCUACUUUAUAAACCGGAGCUGAUAAAGCAAGAGCGGGAGAGAGGGGUAGCUCUCUAGAAGGGGCCGUGCUGUGUGUGUACUCUGAGCGAGUGACACAGGGAGGAGGGAUAGAGAGAUGAGUCAGCAAACAACCAAACCGAGGGAGGGAGGGACGGGAGACUGCAACGAACCAAGCCAACUUGCGUUAUAGUAGAUACAUGUAGCUGCCAUAGCUAGGUUAUUCAUCAUUCAAUAUGAUUACAAAUCAACAGUGGCGAUUUUAGCAUGCAAAUCUUGGUGUGGCACAGAAUUUUUGGGGGGGAUGCAUGCCAUCAAAGCCACUACACAACACUAAACAAUACAUGAAUUGCACUAUAACGGUGACAAACGGUGCCCACAAACUGUUAGGGCCUACAUAAAGCUGUCCCAACAGCAGUCCCAACACCUUACCACUGCUACACCUGGCUAUCAGCAAAUUAUUGUCUGGCAGCGAAUCAGUUCAUUCAGCCUCAUUUACUGCCUUUAAAAAACAAACAUAGCUGAUAUGGCUGACUUGCUUAAACAAAUGUGACUUGUACUGACAAUUGAGAUGUACAAACUAUGGCAAAAGGGGACUAUAACUAUUUGUUCAGCACUUUUGAAAUGUACAGCAAAGGAAUUCAGAACAUGGGCCGUUCUUACAGAGUUCUCCCUGUACACCAAGUCAGAACCAUAGGAUAAAUAAAGGGGGCAUAUAAGCAGACAAUGAAAGCUCUUACAAUAUUUGAUGAUUACAUUUCUCUAAAACAGGUUAUAGGCUACAUGUGCACCACCAAGUUAGAACAGUAGGCGAAAUUAAGAGGGGUAAAUAGACCAUAUUAUUAGGGUGAGGCACAUGGGCUACUAACAGCUUACUACACAACAUAUACUUAGUAUUAUUUACUUAGCUACAGUAUACAUAUCUCCCUGGCAUAUUACAUCAUUUAUGCAGCAGCAUACGAUACAUUUUUGGACUCACCUUGUGCUGUGCUCACUUGAACAGGAAGGUGGCAUGGCAGUCCUUUGUGGGCAAAUUUUGUCAUCAAACUUUGUCAUCAAAGUCUGGCAUUCUCUGGAUUUAUGGUGGGACCAAAUAUAGGACCAAACACACAUCACAACAAGAGAGACAACACAACACUACAUAAAGAGAGACCUAAGACAACAACAUAGCAUGGCAGCAACACACGACAACACAGCAAGGUAGCAACCCAACAUGAAACAACAUGGUAGCAACACAACAUGGCAGCAGCACAACAUGGUUGCAGCACUAGACAUGGUAUCAAACAUUAUUGGGCACAGACAACAGCACAAAGGGCCAAUGAGCACCGAUACGUUUUAUCUAUAAUUUCUCUUCAUUAUUUAUCUUCAUAUGACAAGGAUUAAAAAGGAUUUGCCAGUAGAUUGUCGACUUGAUUCAUGAGGAUGACUGGUAGCUAAGAUUUUGAAAGUAAUAUGUUGACAUGAUCAGUCCAAUCAAAGCUACUGUACAUAACGUGAUUUGACGUCAUUUUAUCUGUGGCCAAUGACCUUGCGUCUUCUUGGAAGAGCACUUCUAAUGUAACUCUAUGGCAGGACCCAAAGGGAUUACAUUUUGGAUGUCUACCCUUACUAAGGACUUAGACUUGGCAGUGACGUGGUGUCCCCAUGAGUGACAGAACACUGAGCCAAUCACGGCUUGCCCCACCACCACAGAAAGCACUGAGCUAGGCUAAAACACCUGCAUUUUGGAGCUGUCUUACUCAAGAAAACAAAAAAAGAGACCAUGAUUGUAUGCAGCUUUAUUAACUCAGUGAUUUUUAUAUUUUUGACAUUGUUUGAUAUGUGACACGUAUUAAUGCCAAAAUAACAUGCAAAACAGGCAAUCCCCCCCAAAACUAUGAAAUAACACAUAUGGAAUCAUGUAUUAACCAAAAAACUGUUAAACAAAUCCAAAUAUAUUUUAUAUUUGAGAUUCUUCAAAUAGCCACCAUUUGCCUUGAUGACAGCUUUGCACACUCUUGGCAUUCUCUCAACCAGCUUCACCUGGAAUGCUUUUCCAACAGUCUUGAAGGAGUUCCCACAUAUGCUGAGCACUUGUUGGCUGCUUUUCCUUCGGUCCGACUCAUCCCAAACCAUCUCAAUUUGGUUAAGGUCGGGGGAUUGUGGAGGCCAGGUCAUCUGAUGCAGCACUCCAUCACUCUCCUUCUUGGUAAAAUAGCCCUUACACCGCCUGGAGGUGUGCUGGGUCAUUGUCCUGUUGAAAAACUAAUGAUUGUACCACUAAGCCCAAACCAGAUGGGAUGGUGUUUCGCUGCAGAAUGUUGUCGUAGCCAUGCUGGUUAAGUGUGCCUUGAAUUCUAAAUAAAUCAGACAGUGUCACCAGCAAAGCACCCCCACACCAUAACACCUCCUCCAUGCUUUACGGUGGAAAAUACACAUGCAGAGGUCAUUCGUUCACCCACACCGUGUCUCACAAAGACACGGCAGUUGGAACCAAACAUCUCAAAUUUGGACUCCAGACCAAACAACAAAUUUCCACCGGUCUAAUGUCCAUUGCUUGUGUUUCGUGGCCCAAGCAGGUCUCUUCUUAUUAUUGGUGUCCUUUAGUAGUGGUUUCUUUGCAGAAAUUCGACCAUGAAGGCCUGAUUAACACAGUCUCCUCUGAACAGUUGAUGUUGAGAUGUGUCUGUUACUUGAACUCUGUGAAGCAUUUAUUUGGGCUGCAAUUUCUGAGGCUGGUAACUCUAAUGAACUUAUCCUCUGCAAUAGAGGUAACUCUGGGUCUUACUUUCCUGUGGCGGUCCUCAUGAGAGCCAGUUUCAUCAUAGCGUUUGAUGGUUUUUGCGACUGCACUUGAAGAAACUUUCAAAGGUCUUGAAAUGUUCCGUAUUGACUGACCUUCAUGUCUUAAAGUAAUGAUGGACUGUCGUUUCUCUUUGCUUAUUUGAGCUGUUCUUGGCUCAAACGCAUUAAGAAGGAAAUAAAUGCAUUCCAGGUGACUACCUCAUGAAGCUGGUUGAGAGAAUGCCAAAAGUGUGUAAAGCUGUCAUCAGGCAAAGGGUGGCUAUUUGAAGAAUCUCAAAUAUAAAAUAUAUUUUGAUUUGUUUAACACUUUUUUGGUUACUACAUGAUUCCAUAUGUGUUAUUUCAUAGUUGUGACUUCUUCACUAUUAUUCGACAAUGUAGAAAAUAUUAAAAAUAAAGAAAAACCCUUGAAUAAGUAGGUGUUCUAAAACUUUUGACCGGUAGUUUGUGUAUAUUAUUUUAUUUGUUUUUUUAUUGUAUUUAUUUUGCUAAAAAUGUGGGGCUCAAAACAGGUGGGGCAAAUCAAAUGUUAUUUGUCACAUGUUUUGUAAACAACAGGUGUUGACUAACAGUGAAAUGCUUACUUUACGUCAUACCUGUCUUGACUGCAUUAAACUGGGAGAAACUAGUUAAGCUAGCUAGCUUUCUAGGCUAAUUGAGGCUGCAUGCGCUUUCUCGUCCUACACAGUUCCAAAUAACAACUCCAUUCAGAUUAUUAGAUAGCAGCCUACCUGUUGGCUCUUGGUCGUUGUCGCCUAUCCUUCUCCUUUAACUUUUAAUUCCAUCGUUUUAAUUCCAUCUUCCAUUGAUUAGAUAUCUCCUCACUUUUGCCACACUCUGAGGCUCUAUGACUGUAGCCUAUUGCCUCUUUGAUGACUUACGAUUGGCCAACGACAAGCUACACGUACCACUCUCGUGAAAAGCAAGGGCAGCAGCAUAAAUGAUCCAAUUUCUCUCCCUACUGCAGCAGUCGUGUUUGGAUCUGUACGGGUCCUUCCAGACAAGUCAGUUAAAAUUACACAUACCCGAGACCCGUGAAAAUCAGAUCCCACCCAGACCCGUGAUAUUUAGAAUUCUGGAUCUGGAUCCGAAACCGCUCGGGUCCCGGAUUGGGUCUCUGGUAAUCGGGUACAGGUAGAUCCGUGUAGACCUCUAAAACACACACAUUAACACGGACUCACAAAUAUGUACAUACACACACACAGCCUUCACCCUCACAUGCAGUUUUAAACAAACAGCAGCAAUGGGUAGCUAAUAUUUGCCCUAGUCUGUCCUACAGUAGGAGCUCUCUGAUGAGAAAUUGUGACCUUUUCAGCCCUACUUUUCUCCCUCCCUCUCUCUCUCUUUUUCUCAUUUUCUCCCUCCCUCUCUCUCUCUCCCUCUCUCUUUCUCUCCCUCCAGGCCUGAUACUCCGGGUGGUAAAGAGACGGGAGCUGCCAAAGUCAGUAAGAAUUUGAUCUAGCUGGGUUUGUUGCUAAAGUCUACGCCUCCCUCACCCCUGACAGGCUGAGCUGAUUGUCCAUCAGGCCGGGGAUCCCGCCCCCUGAAUGCCACUGUGCACACAGAUAAUGGAAAUCAUAUGAAAUGUCUUUUGACUGCCUCUCUCUGUGGAGCUCCCUUUUUAACUGGUGACAUUACCUCCCCCCAGAAUGCAGUGUAGAGUUAAACCCUUCUCUACUCUGUUUAGAGUGUGGUUACAGGGUUAGCCUGCCUCCAAAGGGCAGAACCUACAUUGCAGUGUUGUGUGACAGAUACUUUUUCUGACUCAUCUUUCCCCUCCUUAUCCCUGAAUGGACUGGUGUUCCCAGCACCCUUUCUGUCACUUAUGUAUCUGUCUGUUUUAUGGAUGGUGCAGUAUUCUGCGGCACCUACCGAGCUAUGCAGAGUGGUGCGGCAGACCGGAGAGAGAGAGUGUGUGUGUUAGCAGAGGUGUGAGUGUCCCUCAAUCUCAAUGCUGAGACAUUUCACUCUACAGAUAGACAACCCAUUGUAAAGCUAGUGCCCUAAGACUGAGGGGAAAGCACUGAUAUGUAAUUGUCAGAGGCUCUUAAAUGGCUUCCUUGCCUUGUCUCCUCUCUUCCCUCACCACUGAUCUGAAAGGACUGGGUAAGUGAAAGCAAAGUAGUAAAGGAAGCCAUAUAUAGAGAGAGAGAGUAGUCUAGAGUCUGGGUGCGUUCCAAUGGUCUUAAGUGGCUUCCUCUCCUCGUCCCCAUUCUUUCAUCUCCACUGACAGUAAAGAACUAGAUAUGUAAAGGCAAAGUACUGGUAGGCAUACUCUAUAUUAUUUUACAGAUCAGCUAAAGUGAAGGAGACUCUGGAGAGGAGGCCAUUUCAGGCUGUUAAUUACACACCUGCUAUGUAGUGAGGUCGGAGCUCUCGGAUGCAUGCAGCUGGUGUGGACAGCAGAGCUGUGAGGGGGCCUGGGCUUGUCUGAGCAGGCAGGAGAAAUACACCGCCACACCUCUCCACCUAGGACUAACACUGUUACCUGCUGCUUUCCCCUUAGAGACACGCCACUAGACGUUCAUAGCAACCGCUCCAGUACAGGGGAUUCACAGGGAAAGGGAUGUAUCAGAGUUGCUGAAUAGAAAGAGAGCGCUAGAGGGAGGGUAAAUUAACACUGUAGGCAUUUUGGCCUGUAGUAUGUGCUUGUCUAUCCACGAGCUGAAUUCCUACCUGGCCAGGGAGUGUCAGCAGGAAUGUACAGAGGCGGGGAGGGCCGCUAGCGCUACUUGUGACCAAAAUUGACUGUGUUCUUUCCCUGUUCAACUCUCUUACCCUCUUACCCUUAGCUGUCCUCGCAACAUUCACAUGUAUGUACAUGGAAAUACAUAAGAGAUAUAUACUUAGAGUCCAGUUCCAUGUAAUGUGAUCCUGUCCUGCUACUGUGUACAACAGCUGCAGGCAGCGGGCACAGAGUUCGCCUCUCCUCGCCGCACGUAGCUGUCUCUACCAGUCCAGCAGAGAACAGGACAGGACAGGACAAACAGCUCACAUGAUUUACGACUGUAUACCCCCACCUGACUAACCGUCGCCUUACCAGCUGCUAUAUGGGGCAAUGCUGGUCCUAUAGGCGCCCCUGUCCCCAUAGUUCCACACAUACACCCUGCGCUCCUGCCCUGCGAGUGUGUGUGCUGAUGCGUGGUUGUCUCUUACAGCCCAAGAUGACCCCGCAGGAGAAGCUGAAGAUACGUAUGCAGAAGGCCCUCAACAGGCAGUGUGAGUAGACUGACUGGACUCUGUUUGGUCAGUCUCAGUUACAACUCAUUUAUGCUGUGUUUGUAUGUACAUAUUCAUCCUUCCUCUGCUCUUUCGCUCCCUCAGCCAAGGCGGAUAAGAAAGCAGCCCAGGCGAAAGUCACUCAGCAGGAAAAUAAGCGAGCGGUGCGUGUGUGGAAUCGUGUUUGUGAACUGCUAGCCAGCUCCCCAUUAUAGCAUAAUGUGUGAAGUUUCCUCUAGAAACAGACAGUGUCCCCCCCUAAGACAGUCCUUUGAUCUAUGUUGUCGUCUGCCAUUGGCCCUCAUGGCUGUGUGUUUACUUUGCAGGAGCGCGAGGGAGAGCUCAGAGCCAUGGCACGCAAGAUCCGCAUGAAGUAAGACUGUGUGACCGUGUGUGUCAUGUAACAGUGUGUGUGUGACGCUGCGUUGUGGCGCUGUAUGACUGUGGUUAAACGGUGGUGUGUGUGUGUUCCAGGGAGCGUGAGCGUCGGGAGAAAGAGAGGGACGAGUGGGAGAGACAGUACGGACGACAAAGCCACUCGCCCUCCCCAUCUAAAUAUGGUGAGUUCAGUGAGUCUCCCCUUACUGUUAUAUCAUUGUUAAAUCCAUGACGGGAAGUGUUCAAUUGCACACUUUGGGAAAAGGGUGUAGAAUUGGGAUGUAGCCCAUAAGCGUGUGACAGUGGCUCAGUACUAGUUGUCAAUCAAAUUUGAUUUGUCACAUGCGGCGAAUACAACAGGUGUAGACUUUACUGUGAAAUGCUUACUUACGAGCACUUUCCCAGCAAUUUAGAGUUAAAAGGUAAGAAAAUUAGCAAAUAAAUAGGGAGGUUGUUUUGGGGGGGGGGGGGGGGGGGGGGGGGGUCACUGUGUGACACAGUGGCUCAGUACUAGUUAUGACAGUGUUGUUGUUAUUGAACUUUCUGGCAGGCUGUUGUGUUGGUCUUUCAUCAGAGUAUCUGUCCUCUGUCUGUCCCUCAGGUCGCGACCACAGCUCAUCCAGAAGGUAUGUGAGCAACCACAAGAAUGUCCACUGUUGAGGAAGGAUGUUGACUCUCACUCACACACAUUAUCUCAGUAGUGCAUCAUACUCUCCCUCUGCAUUCUGUCACAACUCUUUCUCACACUGUAAUGGGGAAAUGGAAGAUCACUGUAGUUCAUAUUCAGUUUAGAGUGAUUAACACAAUGUUUAGCAUGUGUAUAUAUUUUCCCUUGAUUUCCAGUGUUCUAUUUAUGACACACAUGACAUACUCUCUUUGUUCCUUUCUCGCUCGCCCUCUCACACACUUCUAUUCAAAUGUGUUCUCUCUCCCUCACACUUGCAUUCAAACUCUUUGUCCCAAUCAAAAACAUGAAUACUCUCACAGAGGGCUGUCAGUGCUGAUGUUAGGCCCCCUCGUCCUUAGUCCUCCCUAGGGAUUGUGGGGCCUGCAGUGUGCCUGCCAGGCCGGCUGUGGUAAUGGGAGUGGGGACACGCUGAACCCUGAGUCUCAGUACAUCAGAAACAGAUGAGGCUUAACACUGUCAGUCUCAAUACUCUACAGCAGUGCUGCACUUAGACCAUGUGUGCUCGACAGACCAAUGGUAGAUGGUAGUUUAGUCAAAUAUGAUACAAGCUAGCAAGUACCAGCAAAUACUGGAGGGCAACUGUUUACACCAGGAAGUAUCCAAAUGUUGUAAAGAAAGUGAUGUCUUGUGUAAUAAUAUGGCAUGUCAUGUUGGGGGUAGUGAAUAUACUGUGGGGUCCAAACGUAGCACUGUGUUACCUGAGACUCACUCACACUCUUUUCUCGGGUUUCCAGGAGGUCCCGUUCCCGGUCGAGGAGUCCAUAUUACCGAUACUAAACAUACCGUUUGGACCCACCAACUCCCACACCCUCCUCACCCCCUCCUCUGCCUACUCUUCCAGUGAAGAGAUGAGAGAAAAGGAGAGAAGUGAGGGACAAUGUCCUGAAUGGAAGAGGAGUGGGAGAGCGAGACUGAAUGAGAGUGAGGUAGAGAUAGAUUGGGAGAUGGAGAGAGGAAAAUGGAAGAAC
Messenger RNA from Coregonus sp. 'balchen', 19937 nucleotides. Lineage: Eukaryota; Metazoa; Chordata; Actinopteri; Salmoniformes; Salmonidae. The record is from the annotation of a GenBank genome assembly.